Messenger RNA from Glycine soja, 1622 nucleotides. RefSeq names its product transcription factor MYB106-like. Bases 145 to 1413 code for a protein of 422 amino acids. The transcript is spliced from 3 exons. NCBI's taxonomy places the organism in Eukaryota, Viridiplantae, Streptophyta, Magnoliopsida, Fabales, Fabaceae. The record is from RefSeq and is a predicted model, not a curated record.
UAUAUAUAACGUUGCUUUCCCACACCCUUCUCCUUGAACUUGCUUAGUUUGUCUCCUUUUCCUACUCUUUGUUUGACUUGUUCUCUGCACCAAACCCUCCCAAAACCGCUAACUUCUUCAACGUUCCACUAUUGGCCACAAACAAUGGGUAGGUCACCAUGCUGUGAAAAAGAGGGCUUGAAGAAAGGGCCGUGGACUCCAGAGGAAGACCAAAAGCUCAUGGCGUACAUUGAAGAGUUUGGCCACGGAAGCUGGCGUGCUUUGCCUGCCAAAGCUGGACUUCAAAGAUGUGGGAAGAGCUGUAGGCUAAGGUGGACUAACUACCUCCGACCAGACAUAAAAAGAGGAAAGUUCAGCUUGCAGGAGGAGCAAACAAUCAUUCAACUCCAUGCCCUUCUUGGGAACAGAUGGUCAGCCAUAGCAGCUCAACUUCCCAAGAGAACCGAUAAUGAAAUCAAGAACUACUGGAACACACACCUGAAGAAGAGGCUAACCAGAAUGGGGAUAGACCCCACCACCCACAAGCCGAAAACCGACGCACUCGGCGGCUCCGGUGGUGGCCAAACCAGGGACGCGGCGAACCUCAGCCACAUGGCGCAGUGGGAGAGCGCCAGGCUAGAAGCCGAAGCGAGACUCGUGAGAGAAUCAAAGCUGCAAGUCCAGAACAACCUGGGAUCAUGCUCCAGCACACAACCUGCGAGACUUGUUCUCAACAAAAUCACAACACAACAACAACCCUCGCUGCCACCGUGCCUCGACAUCCUCAAAGCAUGGCAAAGCUCGUGGAACAAACCGCCACAACAACCAACAACAAAAGAAAACAACACCAAGAUAAUGCAUAGCAUGUAUGCAAUGAUGCUUUCCACUGAUGACACUCUAGAGUCUCCAACAUCCACGUUGUGCUUCCCAGGAACAACAACAACAACAACAAUGCUUCCUAUCUCCAACAACAUUGGAUUACUCUUCAAUGAAAACAACAACAGCAACAACAACAUGUAUCCUCUCGCGACAACCAUCGACGAUGGUGUGUUCAUGAAAGACAACACCACCACAAUGUUGAAUUUGCAAAUGCAAGAUGACGAUAUUAUGGCGGCAGUGGAAGCAUUUAGAGCGUACGACAACAACAGCAGUAGGAACAAAUAUAAUAAUAACAAUGUUGUUGUUCCUCCCUCACUCUCCAACAGUGUCAUCCUCGAAGGACUCAAUAACGACAAUGAUGAUAAUAGUAAGGCUGCUUUGGUUGUGUAUGACUCAAACGAUGACUUGGGCACGGAGGAAGCAGACAACCUGGCAAUAAUCAACGGGGACGGAAGCCUCUGCAACGUGAACAACCUCGAUGAGAAUAAUAAGCAUUACUGGAAUAACAUAUUCAAUUUGGUGAAUGAUCCCUUGUCUGGUUCCUCUGUCUUCUGAAGAAGCUGUAGUUAGCUAGUUAGUGUAGCUGUUGUUAGCUAUAGGAACUUUAGGUUAAAUGCUAAAAAUAUUAAUGUCUCACAAUAAUAAUAAUUAUUAUGUAACCAUGAUAAUAUUCUUGUCCAAAAAUAUGGAUUUUAGGUGUUAAGUGUUAACCGUUAUGUUAUGAGUGUGUUAAAGUAACCCCUCUUGAUAUUUAAUUAGCUUUA